AUGGCUGGAUUUUCUUGCGGAGAACUCGAAAACGAUGUCGAAACUGCCAAGAUGUUUAACGACGUUGGAAUCCCAGCUUCGAUGAAGCAGCUUGGUCCUAACAUCGAUGUAACGCGCUUCCUUCGCACCAAAUACCGGAACAUAGGUGUUUUCCUAGAUUUAGGUUGCUCGUAUGAAGUCGAGGAUGUCUUGAAUAUAUUCCGUGAGACUUCGUCUCAGCUUAUGUUCGACCACUUGCACCACUGGUUCAUUCUGGAGGGAAAGGGGAAAGAUGUGACUGAUACUGUGCACCUGUUAAACGACAGUGCGUUCAGCAUUAUUACUGAUUUUGCGAUUUCCGUGCCUGAGGAUGCUGGUUACGUGCUCUACGAUGUUUACAAUCCUUGCAAACGUUGCGGCGGCACGCUCAACAUUACUGAAUUAGGCACAUGGAUGAACGACACUGGUUUGAAUAUCAGUUUGUUAGAAAACAAGUUUAUUAGAAGACGAAACUAUCACCAGCUGAAUGCUACAAUCGCUGGUCUUGUAAGCGAUAGACCGAGAGAUAAAGAUCUGAUAAAAUACCUUGAAGAGCUAAACAUUGAAACGAUAGACAAUUGGCCAAAAUUCGGGUACGCUCUCCUGGUACACAUUGCUGAAAUGUUCAAUUUCAGCUUUAAAAUAGUAGAAUCAAGUUACUGGGCAAAGGAUGAUAGCAAUGGGCCAGUGGUAACAGGUCUAAAUAAAAAGUUCUACGAUUUGUCUUAUCAACCGUUGCUUAUAACGAUCGAAAGAACUAAGUUGUGUGACGUACUGCUGCCAGUUUAUCCUGCGAGGACAUGCUUCAUGUUUCGUACCGUUCCGUCAACAACAAGCGACAUGACUGUAAUCUUUCGGCCGUUCGAAGCAACCGUUUGGUGUACGGUUUUUAUGUUAUCACUUCUUAUAAUAUUUACAUUAUGGUUGAUCUGGAAAUUAGACAGGGAUUCCAGUUACGGGGAAAGUGUUCUUAUUCUCUUUGCAGCGAUAUGCCAACAAGGACUACCAUUUGAAAGCAAUCAGUUCGCAGGUCGAAUUGCUUUUCUCCAGACCAUGAUAUUUGGUCUACUUGUGUAUAAUUGUUACUCAGCGGCUAUGGUGUCAAGCCGGAUAAACGUUCCUCUGAACAAAAUGAACGACUCCCUGCAUUCAUUAGUGAAAAGCAAAAAGAAACUCUCAGCUCACAAAGAUAUCUUCUUCAACGUUCUGAUAACUUCGAGCCACCCGGAUGUUGUGAACUUUAGAAGACACUGGGAAUCUAUACCGGAAAACGAGAGAUUUAAAGAAUUACACGACGGUAUAAGAAGCAUUACCAAUCCUGAAUUCGCUUAUCACGCGAGUCCCAUUGAUGCAUAUCCAAUAAUAGACCGUGAGUUCAGCAAACAAAUGAUUUGCCAGCUCACCGAAGUACAUUUGCUUCGACCUACCAUAUUGGGUAUAUGGGCAGCAAAGAACGGUGAACUUGGAGAAAUAACGAAGAUAGGUUUAAUUAGAAUGACUAGUGCGGGAAUCGUAAAAAGGCAGGUAAUUCGUUGGAAUGAAAGGAAGCCGUACUGCGACAAAGAGAAGCGUUACGCGUCGAGCGUAAAUAUUCUUGAAACAUCACCGAUUCUGAUAUUGUUACUCGGUGGCAUAAUGUUGUCUAUUAUAAUUUGCGUAAUAGAAAAUGCGGUGUUUCGAAUGUCCGAAACAAAAUCAAACGCAACAGCGGAACACUUGAAGAAAAGUAACGAUAGAGGCAUCGUAGGGCGCAAAAAGAAACUUGUACCGAAAAUAAAAAUAGUUACACCUUCAGUAAAAAAAUAAUAAUAACGUCGUUCUACGGUAAGACAGACGCGAUUUGAUUAUUCUUUUCCUUCCUUCAUAAUGUUUUGCAACAAUCAUUGCAGUGAGAUGUAAAUAGGAAAUUUUAAUGCGAUGUAUAAAUUAAUUUUAUUAAAUAUAACGUAUCAAUUACACCAUUUAAAAAUGAAUAUCAUAUGAUUUUCAAUG
Messenger RNA from Nomia melanderi (Alkali bee), 2010 nucleotides. The record is from RefSeq and is a predicted model, not a curated record. NCBI's taxonomy places the organism in Eukaryota, Metazoa, Arthropoda, Insecta, Hymenoptera, Halictidae.